This is a messenger RNA of Andrographis paniculata, 1951 nucleotides long. RefSeq lists its product as uncharacterized. Lineage: Eukaryota; Viridiplantae; Streptophyta; Magnoliopsida; Lamiales; Acanthaceae. The transcript is spliced from 3 exons. Gene Ontology annotation, molecular function: acetylglucosaminyltransferase activity. Bases 136 to 1653 code for a protein of 505 amino acids. The record is from RefSeq and is a predicted model, not a curated record.
UGAAAUAAGGCCUAAAAGGGCUGAAGUUUAUUUUAUUUAUUUAUUUUUUCUUAUUGAAUUUAAUUAAAUUGUUUAUUUAAUUGUUUGGGAAAUAGAAGCUGCCCCAGAAGAGCCGUUGUAAGAACGAUCUGUGUAAUGAUGCAGCAGCAGCAGCAGCAGAAUCAGCCGAAUCUAGGGCAGAUAAAAGCCAGAGUCGUCUCCAAUUUCAAUUUCGCGGUGCUGAAUCACUGCCGGCCGUUGUUGAUCGGAGUUCUGACGGUCUAUCUGAUCGUAUUUUCCUACACGAAUAAAAACCUAACAUUCCCUGGAUCGGAGUAUUUCUGCCCUCUUUUGAAUCCGUCGCCGGCGACGGCGACGGCGCCGGAGAAUUUGACGGUUCUGCCGAAGGUGAAGGUGAAAGCCGCGCCGGCGCCGACGAAUCUGAGCCACUUGGUGUUCGGACUUUUGGGGUCGGAGAAGGCGUGGCGGUACCGGAAAAACUACAUCGAGUCGUGGUGGCGGGCGAACGUGACGAGGGGGUUUCUGUUUCUCGACAGCGCGCCGGCGCCGGAUCUCCUGCCGUGGCCGGCGACAUCUCCGCCGUACCGGAUUUCGGACGAGCUGCCGGAGUUUGCGAACCUGUCGGAAAUCCGGCCGAAGAGGAUGGUGCACGGGAUUAAGGAGGUUCUGAGGGAGGUCGGGGAUGAGAAGGAGCUCCGGUGGGUGAUAAUGGGGGACGACGAUUCGAUUUUUUUUGUGGAUAAUAUGGUGGAUGUUCUGUCCAAAUACGACCACACCAGAUAUCACUACAUCGGCGGUCAAUCGGAGUAUCUAAUGUCCAAUUUCUGGUUCUCCUUCGACCAGGGCUACGGCGGCGCCGGAAUCAUCCUCAGUUAUCCUCUCGCCAAAGCCCUCGCCGGAGACAUGGAAAAUUGCCUCCGCCGCUACGUUUUCUUAAACUCCGCCGACAACACCACCCGCAACUGCAUCGCCGACAUCGGCGUCAACGUUUCUCCGUACAAAGGGAAUCAUCAGGUGGAUUUGCACGGCGACAUAUCGGGAUUCCUGUCGGCGCAUCCGGUGGCGCCGGUGACGUCGCUGCACCACUUCGACGUGGUGGAGCCGAUAUUUCCGGCGAAGGACAGGUUCGAGGCGACGCGGCAUCUGAUGACGGCGGCGGAGGCGGACCAGUCGCGGCUGUUGCAGCAGACGGUCUGCUACAGCAGGGAGAGGAACUGGUCGUUGUCGGUGUCGUGGGGGUACUCGGCGCAGAUAUACGAGAGGAUAAUGCCGCGGAGCUACCUGCAGAUUCCGGUGGAGACGUUCACGCCAUGGCUGGACGUUCCGAGCCCUGUGAAGUACAUGUUCCAGACGAGGAAGGCGUCGGGGAGCCCCUGCAGGGACCCGCACAUGUUCUUCUACGCGGCGCUGGAGAAGAGGCUGGAGACGAAGGGGAUCGUGACCCGGUAUUCUCGGGCCGGGCCACGUGGGCUGGGCCCGUGUUUGUCAAGCGGCAAUCAUUCCGCGGACAGCAUUGACAGCAUCGACCUAUGGUCGCCCGCCACGAAGCGUACUAAGGUGGAUAGGUGUGAAUGCUGUGACGUGGUACGGAUAGAGGGGAAAAGGGCAGAGAUAAAGUUGAGAAAGUGCAGGAGAGGGGAAGUGAUUGCUUAAUUGAUGGGGAAUUCAAGAAAGAAGAACUCACUCACUCGUUUAUGGAUGGACGGAUGAGAUUUGUCUGUAUUUUUGGGGGAGAGAGAUUUAUAUAUAUAUAUAGAGAGAGAGAGAGAAAUAAAGAAGAAGAAGAAGAAGAAAUAGGACCCAUUUGAUUUAAUUCUCAUCUUCUGUAAAUAGGGGGAAAAAAAAGAAAGGAAGGCACAAGUUGGGUUAUUGUAUAAUGAUGGGGAUUGGAUUUGAUGAAAUCCACUAUUUUGGUUGGUGCCUAAUUAAAUUACAUUUAUUACUUGGGUUA